AUGCCAUGUUUUGAUUGUAGUGUUAAACCUAUGUGUGGUCAUGUGAUUAUUUUCCAAGUUUUUGCAUGCACGGGUUCAAAGUUAAUACACUGUAAUACAUAUACGACUGUUGAUAACCCUGUAUAUAUGUAUACAGAUAUGUUUGUGUAUACAUCGGUGCCUGAUACGGAAAUGCUCUGAAGACAGUUGUUGCCGAUGUCAGUUUAUCAUAAAUUAAUUCAAUUAAUGUCAAUUAAAAGUUGGAAUCUGGAAUUCAUUGAUAGUGUAUUGAGAUGGGACUGUACAAUAUUUUACUAUUCAUUUUUAUUGCAUUAUGGCAACCUACCAUGCAAUAUAUCCUUUUAAAUAAAUUUUACGGAAACUAUCAAAAUCAAUUACGCACUCAAAAUGAGUUAUACAGCGGGAAAUACAAAUAUGAGAUUAAAACAAUUGAUAUGCCAGUGGAUCACUUUAGCUUUUCAGUGCCAGAUACAUUUAAAUUACGAUAUCUUGUAAAUAAUACUUGGCAAAUCAAAAAAGAUGCACCUAUUUUCUUUUAUACUGGAAAUGAAGGUAACAUUGAAAAUUUUGCUCAAAAUACUGGUUUUAUGUGGGACAUAGCUCCAGAAUUUGGAGCUUUAUUAAUUUUUGCUGAACAUCGUUACUAUGGAGAAUCUAUGCCUUAUGGCAAUAAAUCCUACAUGGAUUUGAAUCAUUUAGGAUAUCUAACAUCUCGACAAGCCCUUGCAGAUUAUGUCGAUUUGAUUCAAUAUGUGAAAUCUAAACCAGAAUAUAAGUAUAGUCCUGUUAUAGUUUUUGGUGGUUCAUAUGGUGGUAUGCUUAGUGCAUGGAUACGUAUGAAAUAUCCUCAUGUUGUACAAGGAGCAAUUGCAUCUUCAGCUCCAAUAUUACAGUUUAGUGGAGUUACGGAAUGUGAAGCUUUUGUACGCAUAGUUACCUCAGAUUUUAAAACAGCUCAUACAAACUGUCCAAAACUUAUUCGUAGAUCAUGGAAUACUAUCAUCAAUAUAACAUCAAGCGACAAAGGGAGAGAGUGGUUAGCAGAUAGUUGGAAAUUAUGUCAACCAUUAAAAAAUUCAAGUGAUGUCCAACAACUAAUGUCUUAUUUGGAAGAUAUUUAUAUAAACCUUGCUGUAGUAAAUUAUCCAUAUGAAGCUAACUUUUUGACACCAUUACCUGCUUACCCCGUUAAAGCUGUAUGCAAACAUCUAACAAAUCAAUCACUCGUAGGAACAGAGUUGUUAAUAGCAAUACACAAAGCAAUUAAUAUAUUCACCAAUUAUUCUAGUGAAACAAAGUGUUUAAAUUUAAAUGAUUCUGUGCCUCAAUUAGGUGCUGUUGGAUGGCCUUUCCAAGCCUGUACAGAAAUGGUAAUGCCAAUAUGUUCAGAUGGAAUAAAUGAUAUGUUUAAACCUCGUUCAUGGAAUUUGGAUAGAUAUAUCAAUGACUGUAUGAAACAAUAUUCAGUAAAACCACAGCCAAACUUAGUAUGCGAACAAUAUGGAUGUAAAGAUCUGUCUACUGCAACAAAUAUUGUUUUCAGUAAUGGUUUAAUGGAUCCAUGGUCUAGUGGUGGAGUAUUACAGAACUUAUCUUCUUCAGCAGUAGCAGUAAUAAUACCAGAAAGUGCACAUCAUCUUGACUUAAGAAGCAGUAAUGCCAAUGAUCCAUAUAGUGUUGUUUUAGCACGGAAAUACCAUCGCUUCUUUAUUAAAAAAUGGAUUCAAGAAUACCGAGAUAAAAACAAAAUCUAUUAGCUAAAUUUUUAUACUAAUGUUGUGAUGGGAAACUUUAAUAAAAAACGAAUAUGCGGAAAACUA
Messenger RNA from Bombus impatiens (common eastern bumble bee), 1820 nucleotides. Its product is annotated as lysosomal Pro-X carboxypeptidase. Gene Ontology annotation, biological process: proteolysis. NCBI's taxonomy places the organism in Eukaryota, Metazoa, Arthropoda, Insecta, Hymenoptera, Apidae. The record is from RefSeq and is a predicted model, not a curated record. The transcript is spliced from 7 exons. Gene Ontology annotation, molecular function: dipeptidyl-peptidase activity; serine-type exopeptidase activity. Bases 273 to 1757 code for a protein of 494 amino acids.